GUCUAUUUUCAGUAGAAGAGGAGGAGCUGCUGUUACAUUUCCCUAAAGCUGCACUAGACCUGGUUAAGUUAGGUGUUAGAGGUGAACACUGGCCCAGACAGUCCACAGAGCAGCAUCAGGAUGGAAGGGAUCUUCAUUGGUGUCUUGUGUCUCUCAGGGUGCCUCACCUUCUCCACAUGCCUCCUCCAUCAGUACCACUUUGUGUCUGAUGCAAUGAAUUGGACUGAAGCUCAGAGCUACUGCAGAGAGAAGUACACAGACCUGGCCACUAUUGAAAACACUGAAGAAAUGAAGAAGCUUAAAGACACAGUUCCUGCUGCUGGUAACAGCUCUAAGGUUUGGAUUGGCCUGUACAGUCAUAUUGACUGGAAGUGGUCAGAUGGGUUCAACCAGAGUGGAGCUGUAUAUAGGAACUGGAGUGUGGGUGCCCCAAACUAUAAGGAUGCCAAUCAGCUCUGUGUGCGAAUGAAGAAUGGAGAAAAUUGGCAUGAUAAUAGCUGCAAUGAAAAUAAUCCAUUCGUCUGCUACAAUGGAACAUUAGAGGAUUCUGACUUUGUGUCAGUGAGUACAGUAAAGACUUGGUCUGAGGCUCAGAGGCACUGCAGAGAACACUUCACAGAUCUGGUCACUGUGAGGAACGACACUGACAACGGCAAGAUAAAGGACUUGAUAUCCAAUUAUAAUAGGGCAUGGAUCGGUUUGUACAGAGAUCCUCAGAUUUACUGGUCCGACGGAAGUAACUACUCAUUCAGCUCCUGGUAUCAAGGUAACAACCCACUUGGCUCGAUGAAAGUUGUAUGUGGUGUUGCAGAUUUGAAGGAGGGAGGAAACUGGAGGUUAUGUUCCUGUGAAGAAAGAAAACCAUUUGUCUGCUACAGCAUGCGUGGAUGGUGCUUCCUUGAGUGAAAGAGAGAGAACACAUCCUGACAUUAGAAAAACAGUUAUUGUCUCAAUAGUGACUCUUAUAACAUGAAUGCAUUAAUUAAUAUUUAGAUGAAGUUUGUUCUGUCUAUUGUUUCUUUACAGUGAGAUAAACUAGAAAUGUCUUGUGAUGUACUUGUAUGUUAUCACUUCAUUAAUCUGCUCUGUGAUGGCUCUUCAAGACAAACUGAUACUUUAGAACAUUUUGACUCUGUCUGGUUUCAGUCUCCUUCACUAAUUCUCCUGGUGAAUGAGAUUUCAGCUCUUAGCUCUCAACUGUAUUUUUUUGUCAGAUUGAAAAGAAAUAAUUCCCGAAAAAACUUUAAAUAUUCGCUGGUCUUGGUUUAAUGGAAACCCCUGUGUUAUAGAAAAUUGAUUUGUUAGAUUAAGCAGAUAGACAAAAAUGUGUAAAUGAAUCAAUUAUAAUGUGUAUAUGCAACAGAAAUAAAUUACUUUUUUGUUCUUCUA
Molecule: messenger RNA, 1389 nt
Organism: Pleuronectes platessa (European plaice)
Lineage: Eukaryota; Metazoa; Chordata; Actinopteri; Pleuronectiformes; Pleuronectidae
Product: L-selectin
Exons: 3
Coding region: 121-906 (261 amino acids)
Source: RefSeq, a predicted model, not a curated record